AUGAAAAGGAAUGCUCCUGUCCCCCUCUCCUCUCUCCGUGUCGAGGUGACCACCACCAGUGCUUUGCUGUCCUGCACCCUACAGAUCCAACAGACUCUCACUGCCCUCACUCUUCACAACCAUGCACACCAAACACACACACACACUGACCACACACACAACUCCUCGUACGCAGUGAGAGGUCUGCAGCCUGGAGCACACUACAGCAUCACAGCAGAGUUGACCACGCCCUUCACACACCUCAACAUCAGCCUCACCCAGAGACUACACACCACCAUGGAUACAGCCCAAUGUCCUAUUGGUUGGCUGGCGAGCGGAAGGAGCUACUAUAGUGUGAGUAGGCAGAGCCUGUCAUGGGGCGACGCCCAGCAAACCUGUAUGGGCGUGGCUUCAGGAGGUCACCUGGUAGACGUUAAAACAGAGACAGACCUCCUCCUCCUCUCCUCUCACCUGACCACACAUAACAACCUGCUACUGCUCUGGACCGCUCUCAAUGACAGAAAGGAGAAGAGGUGGCCCCAUUCGUCCGAUGGCUCCUCCUACAACAUGGCUAGUGCUAUCAUUAUCGCUGCUAGCCAAUCAGACGGACUGUUUUGCCCUGCAGAAGAACUCUACUGGACCCGGCUACUUUCUUACGCCAUUCUUCUGCCACAUCCUUUUACCCUUUAUCCGUUACUGGGAAAAGAGAAAAGCAGAUAUCCACUGGAGUGAUGUCACCCCCCCCCAGCUCUAUGUCCAAUACAAAGAUCAGGAAGGGGAAGAAAAUGGGGAAGAGGAGAAAGAAAGGGAGAAGAGAAGUGCAGGUCGUGUCCCAGUGUCCCUAUUGUCCAGAGGGCCGAAGGUGCCAGGUCUGUCCCCAGGGAAGAUCUACUCUCUGUCCCUCAGAGCCUCUCACCUCGCUGGGGCCGCUUGAAGCCUUGGGAACACGCACAUCACUCACACACGGCCCCUUCCCCCUCGGAACAUCACCAUUUGCAAUGUGACAGCCAGUCAGAUCACAGUAAACUGGACGGCCCCAGACUCCCAGCAUGCUGUGCUGUUCCUGGUUUGCUGGGGGGAUGUAGCUUCAGGCCAGGAGAGGAGAAGGGGCGUGGCCAACAGUUCCAGGUCGACUGUGAUUGGAGGACUGGAGGGGUUCAGGAAGUACAGGGUCAGAGUUAACGCCGUCACAGAACAUGAUGUGGCAAGUAGUGGAGGAACUGACCAUACACACUGGUAUGAAACUCUGUGUUCGUGUAAUUCUUUAGGUGUGCUUCUGCAUGGUUGUGUGUGUUAUAAAUAUAUUGAGUGUGUGUUUAUGUGGUUCUGUACAGUAUAUUGACUGUGUGUGUGUGUGUGUGUGUGUGUGUGUGUGUGUGUAGCGCUGAGCCCCCCA
Oncorhynchus tshawytscha (Chinook salmon) is the source of this 1375-nucleotide messenger RNA. RefSeq lists its product as uncharacterized. The record is from RefSeq and is a predicted model, not a curated record. Lineage: Eukaryota; Metazoa; Chordata; Actinopteri; Salmoniformes; Salmonidae. The coding region runs from base 1 to 711 and encodes 236 amino acids. The transcript is spliced from 5 exons.